Messenger RNA from Aspergillus sclerotioniger CBS 115572, 1476 nucleotides. Its product is annotated as putative ubiquitin-conjugating enzyme. The transcript is spliced from 4 exons. The record is from RefSeq and is a predicted model, not a curated record. The coding region runs from base 264 to 1265 and encodes 333 amino acids. Lineage: Eukaryota; Fungi; Ascomycota; Eurotiomycetes; Eurotiales; Aspergillaceae.
GCAUCUAUGCAGGCGUCGCAGAGAUGACUGUGCACUAUAAGACGACCACAUUGAAGGGAUGAAUAUGACCAACCAUAGGGAUAGACUGUUAAUGCGACAUGAUAUUAUGAAAGAUAUCUAAAGUACUGACUCAUGUUAUCCUGGAGGGGAUUCGAAAAGUCGAGAACCGGCCGGAGAUAGCGGACAUAAGCGGCGCCGACUCUUCUCGAUCCUCUCUUCACUCGCGGCGCCCCUGACCACUUCCGACCACCAUUUUCACCACCAUGUCGACCUCUCGUUUACCCAACAUCCCCGCUCUCCGCAAACAGCAGCUUCUCCUGGAAUUCGCAAGUUUACAACAUGCCGCUCCUCCGGGAACUUACAUGAGCCUUAGCCCAGGCGACCCAACCCUCUGGCUGGGUGUGAUUUUCGUUCGCUGUGGACCCUAUGCCUCCGCCGUCCUCCGCUUCCAAAUCCGUUUCCCCACCUCCUAUCCCGACAUGCCUCCCCUAGUGAACUUCGCCACCGACGUCUUCCACCCCUUGAUCGUGCCCCUCACCACAUAUACAUUCAGCACCGGCGCUUCUAGCGAGGAUCCAGUCAGCGCGACAGACGACGAGCGGCUACCCCCUGGCGGGUUCAGUCUACGGCAUGGAUUCCCACACUGGUUCGGUCGGGCAAAGCGGGCAGGGUUGAGCUCAGUUUCUUCACACCGUGAUACCAGUGCCCGCAAUUCGACCGUUAGUGAAGGUGUAUCCGGGAGUCUUUGCAAGGAGAACGUGUCUGAGGACAACUCUGCUGAGUCGCCCGAGCCCCAGUUCAAAUCAGAAGACGAGAGUGAAGUAGGAGAGGCGGUCAUCCCGUCCCCGAUUGGGAGACCGGUCGAACCCAGGAAAACUGUCCCGGUAUCGGUGCUGUUGGAUUACAUUCGGUCUACGUUCGAUGAUGAGGCCGUUCUGGACUCGUUACCGUUGGAAGCGGCGGGGAAUCCGAGCGCGUGGCAUGCGUGGAAGGCUCAUCGGAAGGGGAGUAGAAGCUCUGCGGCGUUGAGUGGCUCGAAGAAGGGGAGCCCGCAGGCGAGGUCCCCCGGGGACUGGCAUUGGGAUGGAAUCUGGGCUAGACGGGUGCAAAAUGAAAUCGAGGCUAGUAGUUCGGAUGCGAUGUUGUUUGGGAAUGCAAACCGGGGCGGAGUUGAGGAGAUGAUUCGCUUCAGUCGACUCGACCCAACCACCCUAGCAUCCGUCAAGGAGAUGAUGAUCCCGCGCACCGAGGAAGUGCACGAAUAACUCAACCUAUAUACCCAUAAUAGAAACAAUUCUGGCUCAGCCCUGACCUCAUCCCAAUCGAACGCAUUCUAGACCGUCAUGGUGACUCGCUGGUCCAUCGCACCUGCCAACAAUGCACGUCGCAUUGACAAACCUACCGACUCGGCCACUCAACACCCUCUCCUUCGGUCUAGAGACACCAUCUAGAUUUACUUACCUCACCAUAUUUACU